AUGGGCAGUGGGAGUGAGUCAGUGGUGAGGUUCUCAGUGUUUCUGAACGGUGUGUAUCCUCCAGCGGAUCUGAGUGGAGAUAUCGCGGUGUCCUACAGCUCAGCUACAGAGCUCAAUCCUGCAGGAAUCCCUCGAGUGUCCCAGUGUAAGUUCGUCCUGCCUCUCCGGUUAGUGUGUGUCCCGUCCUCAGCGCCCAAGAACGGCAAGUUCAAGAUCACCAUCGACACCAACAAACCUCCCAUCAGCCUCAGCGACGUCUUCCCAGAUUUCUCGGAGAAGUCGGAGAAUAAUGACAGUGCUUUAGGCUUCCAGUUCAUAACAGGCUCCAGAGUCAUCGUGCUCGCUUCUAAAACAUCCCAGCGCUACAGGAUCCAGAGCGAGAGCUUCGAGGACAUGUGGCUGGUGGUGAAGGAUCUGGUUCAGGGUCUCCAGAGGCACUCCAUCUCGGUCGGGGUCUCAGACUUCCAGAGCAGCUUCAGUGGGCCGGUGCCGCUCGCCGAGUACUUCCACACGCUCGACCAGCACUUCCAGCUCCGUGUGGAGGCACACCAGUAUCAGGAUCUGCUGUCGGAGCGAGCGGUCCAGUUCAGGGCCAUCCAGCGCCGGCUGCUGACCCGCUUUAAAGACAAGACCCCGGGGCCGCUGCACAACCUGGACACACUGAUGGAGGGAACCUACCGCCAGGUUCUAGCACUAGCAGAAGCCGCAGAAGACACCCGGGAGCGUUUAAACCAGGCGUUUGUGCGUUUGAGGAGCGCGACUCACCUGCUCAUCCUGUUGCUGUCUCUGUGGCAGAGACUGAACUCAGAGCAGAGCGACAUCCUGGAGGCCACACUACUGCCCCUGCUGACCGACACACCACAACUGGGCUGGGAGGAGAGUGUGGACGCAGCCGUCUCUCACCUGUUGAAGACGUGUCUGUCCCGCAGUGCUAAAGACCAGGCCCUGAGCCUGAGCACCGGCCCGCUCACGCUCCCGAAGGACACGGCCCGGCUCAAGAAGCACCUCACGCUGCUGUGUGACCGGCUGGGCAAGGGUGGCCGUCUCUCGCUCUCCUCAGAGGCCAACGCUCCUGCAGCACUCAUGAUGCCAGUGAGUUGCGAGUCCAUCCCUGAGCCGGUGGUUGAGCAGGAGGAAGAAGUGCUUCAGGACUCGACUCAGUUCAUCAAGAAGAAACAGCCGUCCAAGAGAGUCAAGAGCAAGUCAGAUUCAUCUAAAGAAUCGUCCAAAGAGAAGAAGGAGAAAGACUCUGGGAAAGAUUCCACAAAAGAACCCAAGAAAGACUCUGGGAAAGAGAAGGAGUCCAAGGUGUCUUCAAAAGAGUCCAGGAAAGAGUCGAAAGACCCGGCAAAGGAGUCCUCGAAGGAGAAGGAGUCGGCCCGAGAGAAAGACCCGGCAAAGGAGUCCUCGAAGGAGAAGACGAAGGUGUCCCGGAAGUCCUCAGUGAAGGUCAAAGAGAAGAAGUCGGAGGCAGGAGACGCUGAAUGAGUGUGUGUGUGUGUGUGUGUGUCCUCGUCCUCUACCAGCGCUGAUUUAUCUGUGACAAUCUCAACUCUACUGGCUUCUUCUUACAUUCCUUUUGAAUUGAGGAAGAAAACAAGAUGCAGAAUUAGAAUAUUUAUAAGGAACUUUGAUUAAAGUUGAAUGAAAUUCAAAUGGAUGUGUAGUUUUUAAUUACACGUUUAAUACCAUGCUGUCAUUUUACAGACAACAUAAGAAAACUACUGGCAUUCCUGUGCUGAACUCUGGUGCGAUUGCUCUGUUAGUGCGGAUCAAACCAAACUAGUGGACCGAGACCCUGAAAAGAUGCUCUCAAUCCACUUCCAGAUGAACUCUGGUACAGAACACGGACCAAAGCAUCUAAACCGACCCGAAACAGGACGUGAUGUCACGAGACGAGACUCUGAACAGGACAUGAUGUCACGAGACGAGACCCGAAACAGGACAUGAUGUCAUGAGACGAGACCCUAAACAGGACGUGAUGUCACGAGACCAUAAACAGGAAGUGAUGUCACGAGACCAUAAACAGGACGUGAUGUCACGAGAUGAGACCCUAAACAGGACGUGAUGUCACGAGACCAUAAACAGGACGUGAUGUCAAGAGAUGAGACCCUAAACAGAAUUUGAUGUCACAAGAUGAGACCCUAAACAGGACGUGAUGUCACAAGACGAGACCCUAAACAGGAUGUGAUGUCAUGAGACGAGACCCUAAACAGGACAUGAUGUCACGAGACGAGACCCUAAACAGGAAGUGAUGUCACGAGACGAGACCCUAAACAGGACGUGAUGUCACAAGACGAGACCCUAAACAGGACGUGAUGUCACGAGACGAGACCCUAAACAGGAUGUGAUGUCAUGAGACGAGACCCUAAACAGGAAGUGAUGUCACGAGACGAGACCCUAAACAGGACGUGAUGUCACAAGACGAGACCCUAAACAGGACGUGAUGUCACGAGACGAGACCCUAAACAGGACGUGAUGUCACGAGACCAUAAACAGGACGUGAUGUCACGAGACCAUAAACAGGAUGUGAUGUCAUGAGAUGAGACCCUAAACAGGACGUGAUGUCACGAGAGCAUAAACAGGACGUGAUGUCAAGAGAUGAGACCCUAAACAGAAUUUGAUGUCACAAGAUGAGACCCUAAACAGGACGUGAUGUCACAAGACGAGACCCUAAACAGGAUGUGAUGUCAUGAGACGAGACCCUAAACAGGACAUGAUGUCACGAGACGAGACCCUAAACAGGAAGUGAUGUCACGAGACGAGACCCUAAACAGGACGUGAUGUCACAAGACGAGACCCUAAACAGGACGUGAUGUCACGAGACGAGACCCUAAACAGGAUGUGAUGUCAUGAGACGAGACCCUAAACAGGACGUGAUGUCACGAGACGAGACCCUAAACAGGACUUGAUGUCACGAGACGAGACCCUAAACAGGACUUGAUGUCACAAGACGAGACCCUAAACAGGACGUGACGUCACGAGACGAGACCCUAAACAGGACGUGACGUCACGAGACGAGACCCUAAACAGGACGUGACGUCACGAGACGAGACCCUAAACAGGACUUGACGUCACGAGACGAGACCCUAAACAGGACGUGACGUCACGAGACGAGACCCUAAACAGGACGUGACGUCACGAGACGAGACCCUAAACAGGACGUGAUGUCACGAGACGAGACCCUAAACAGGACUUGAUGUCACAAGACGAGACCCUAAACAGGACGUGAUGUCACGAGACGAGAC
Messenger RNA from Pimephales promelas (fathead minnow), 3248 nucleotides. The record is from RefSeq and is a predicted model, not a curated record. NCBI's taxonomy places the organism in Eukaryota, Metazoa, Chordata, Actinopteri, Cypriniformes, Leuciscidae.